Pyrenophora tritici-repentis Pt-1C-BFP is the source of this 675-nucleotide messenger RNA. Its product is annotated as putative equisetin synthetase. NCBI's taxonomy places the organism in Eukaryota, Fungi, Ascomycota, Dothideomycetes, Pleosporales, Pleosporaceae. The record is from RefSeq and is a predicted model, not a curated record.
AUGGCAUCACUGCUGAACACUCACGUAGACAAGGUUGACUGGGACGCGGAGAUCGAAGUACAGCUUGGAAAUAAACCGAAUCUGCCCAGGGUGAGACGAGAUGUCGGCAAUGGAUUGACAAUUGCUCUUACUGGAGGCACUGGACCUUUGGGUCAAUGUUUCCUCCAACAGCUCGUGUCAGACCCUCAAGUCAAGAAGAUCAUCUGUCUCGUGCGUACUGUUGGCGACCGCGACCUGCAGAACCUUUCACCUUUCAAUAGUCAGAAGACCCAGAUUGAAGAGGCUGACCUGCCAUCUUUACCACCGGACGAUAUUCUGUCAGAGGCAGACUGUAUCCUGCACUGCGCCGCAGAUCAGAACUUCUGGGACGGCUAUCAUGCCCUUCGGCCCACCAACUUUGACGCUGCAAAGGUGCUGGCCCAUGUCACCGUCCGUACCGACUUCACCAACUUGAGUGGAACAAUCGACAUUGCACGCCUUCAAGAUGUCGCAGUCGCCAUAGCACGGUCAAUCACUUCGAGGGAUUACUCGGACACAGUUGACAUGACUGUGAUCGACUACCCAGGCUCAGAGCGGAUAUCUAUCGAAAGUCUGGCUUCCCUUUACGAUGCCCUGUUACAGCAUAGCGAGAAUCAGUCUGUCGCAAAGUUGCCCACAAAAUCUGUAUUGUUUUAG